Messenger RNA from Lotus japonicus, 3365 nucleotides. RefSeq names its product leucine-rich repeat receptor-like protein kinase TDR. The record is from RefSeq and is a predicted model, not a curated record. Bases 267 to 3143 code for a protein of 958 amino acids. Gene Ontology annotation, biological process: protein phosphorylation. Gene Ontology annotation, molecular function: protein binding; protein kinase activity; ATP binding. NCBI's taxonomy places the organism in Eukaryota, Viridiplantae, Streptophyta, Magnoliopsida, Fabales, Fabaceae. The transcript is spliced from 2 exons.
AUGGCAAACAUCAUUCAAAUAAAUAAACACAGCAGGGUCCCCUCUUGCUCUCAAAAGCAACCCAAUAAUAUUCUUGAACCACCUAAUCAAUCAGAAUAGUACUCAUUCUCUUUUUUCAUAGGUACAGUGCCAUUUCCUUUCUCUAUUCCCCAUGCAUUCCUCAAACAAAACAAAUAUACAUUUAACUUAUUUUAUACUGACACCAUUGCCUUUGUUUGUUCGGGGUAGUUACAAUUGUCCCUCUCCAUCUCCCUCUUCAAGUUCCAAUGGAGAUUUUCAAAUGCUUCUUCUACUUUAAUCUUCUCACUACUUUCAUGUUAUCAGCAGUUUUAGCCAUAGACCCUUAUUCAGAGGCACUCCUGAGUCUCAAAUCUGAACUUGUAGAUGAUGAUAAUAGUUUGCAUGACUGGGUAGUGCCCUCUGGAGGGAACUUAACUGGAAAAUCCUAUGCAUGUUCUUGGUCUGGAAUCAAGUGUAACAAAGACUCAACAAUUGUAACUUCCAUAGACCUGUCCAUGAAGAAACUUGGUGGUGAAUUAUCAGGGAAGCAAUUUGCCAUCUUCACAAAGCUUGUUGAUCUUAACCUGAGCCACAAUUUCUUCUCUGGAAAGCUGCCAGCAGAAAUUUUUAACCUCACCAGCCUAAAGAGCUUGGAUAUCAGCAGGAAUAAUUUUUCAGGUACCUUCCCUGGAGGAAUUCACAGCCUCCAAGAUUUGGCUGUGCUUGAUGCCUUCAGCAACAGCUUUUCAGGGUCUCUUCCUGCAGAAUUUUCACAGCUAGAACAGCUUAAAGUUCUUAAUCUUGCUGGGAGUUACUUCAGAGGAUCAAUUCCAUCUGAAUAUGGUUCUUUCAGAAGCCUUGAGUUUCUCCAUCUUGCAGGAAAUUCUCUCACAGGAAGCAUACCUCCGGAACUGGGUAACCUCAAAACAGUGACCCACAUGGAGAUUGGCUACAACUUAUACCAGGGUUUCAUUCCACCCCAGCUAGGUAAUAUGAGCCAGCUUCAGUAUCUUGACAUGGCAGGUGCAAAUCUUUCUGGUCCAAUACCAAAGGAGCUCUCCAAUCUCACCAGUUUGCAAUCACUUUUUCUGUUCAGAAACCAGCUCACUGGAUCAAUACCAAGUGAGUUAAGCAAAAUCAAACCUCUCACAGAUUUAGAUCUCUCUGAUAACUUCCUUUCAGGAUCCAUUCCUGAAAGCUUCUCAGAGCUGAAGAACCUGAGACUGCUUAGUGUCAUGUACAAUGACAUGAGUGGCUCUGUUCCUGAAGGCAUUGCAGAACUCCCAUCCUUGGAAACUCUUCUCAUUUGGACCAAUCGCUUCUCUGGUUCGCUCCCACGGAGCCUAGGCAGGAAUUCCAAGCUCAAAUGGGUGGAUGUCUCCACAAACAAUUUCAUUGGCAGCAUACCAGAAGACAUUUGUGUGAGUGGAGUACUAUCUAAGCUGAUCCUGUUUUCAAACAAAUUCACAGGUGGUCUUUCAUCAAUCUCCAACUGUUCUUCCCUUGUUCGUCUUCGUCUAGAAAAUAAUUCUUUCUCAGGAGAGAUCCGUUUAAAAUUCAGCCAUCUUCCUGAUAUCUCAUACAUCGAUCUGUCCAGAAACAAUUUUGUUGGUGGGAUUCCCUCAGAUAUUUCUCAAGCAACUCAACUGGAGUAUCUCAAUGUGUCUUAUAAUCUGCAAUUAGGAGGCACCAUCCCAUCACAAAUGUUGUCUUUGCCCCUGCUUCAAAAUUUGUCAGCAUCUUCUUGUGGUAUUAAAGGCGAUCUUCCGCCAUUUGCGUCCUGCAAAUCAAUUUCAGUCAUUGAUCUUGAUAGGAACAACUUAUCCGGAAUCAUCCCAAACAGUGUUUCCAAAUGUCAAGCUCUUGAAAAAAUCAAUUUAUCAGACAAUGAUCUGAUAGGUCAAAUUCCUGAGGAGCUAGCCAGUAUCCCUGUUAUUGGUGUAGUAGACUUAUCUAACAAUAAGUUCAGUGGCAACAUACCUGCAAAGUUUGGUAGUUCUUCAAAUUUGCAACUCCUCAAUGUGUCUUUCAACAAUAUCUCCGGUUCAAUACCCACAGGGAAGUCAUUCAAAUUAAUGAGUAGCAGUGCAUUUGAAGGAAAUUCAGAGCUAUGUGGAGCACCUCUAAAGCCAUGUCCUGAUUCAGUUGGAAUAUUGGGCAGCAAGGGCACACGGAAGCUUACACGUAUUCUGCUACUCACUGCGGGGUUGAUAAUAAUCUUUCUAGGAAUGGCUUUUGGAGUGCUUUAUUUCAGAAAGGCAGUUAAAAGUCAAUGGCAGAUGGUUUCAUUUGUUGGACUACCUCAAUUCACAGCAAAUGAUGUUUUGACAAGCUUGAUUGCCACAAAACAAACAGAAGUCCCAUCACCAUCACCUGCAGUUACAAAGGCAGUUCUUCCUACGGGUAUAACAGUUUUAGUCCAGAAGAUUGAAUGGGAAAAAAGGAGCAUUAAGGUGGUGUCACAAUUUAUAAUGCAACUAGGAAAUGCAAGGCACAAGAAUUUAAUCAGACUGUUGGGUUUUUGCCACAACCAGAAUCUAGUUUAUCUCUUGUAUGAUUACUUGCCCAAUGGGAAUUUGGCUGAGAAUAUUGGAAUGAAAUGGGAUUGGGCAGCAAAAUUCAGAACAGUGGUUGGAAUUGCAAGAGGACUUUGCUUCCUUCACCAUGAAUGUUACCCAGCCAUUCCCCAUGGAGACUUGAAGUCCAGCAACAUUGUAUUCGAUGAAAAUAUGGAACCCCAUUUGGCAGAAUUUGGGCUCAAACAUGUGUUGAACUUGAGCAAAGGCUUAUCUACAACCACAACUAAGCAGGAAACAGAAUACAAUGAAGCAAUGAAAGAGCAACUCUGCAUGGAUGUCUACAAGUUUGGGGAGAUUGUUCUGGAAAUUUUAACUGGCGGAAGGUUGACAAGUGCAGCAGCUAGCUUACACAGCAAAUCAUGGGAAGUUCUCCUAAGAGAAGUUUGCAAUUAUAACGAAAUGAGUUCUGCCAGUUCAUUGCAAGAGAUUAAACUGGUUCUUGAGGUUGCUAUGCUCUGCACUAGAAGCAGGUCAACCGAUCGGCCAUCCAUAGAAGAAGCUCUGAAGCUUUUAUCAGGGUUAAAGCGCAUAGAAGAUUACAAAACUUCUAAAGAAGGGAAAUGAAAUUUUCAUUUGCAUCACACCAUUGAAGGCCCUUAGAAAAAUAUAAUAUUUGCUUAGCUAACAAGUUUGCACUUCUGUAAUUAAUUGAGUUUGUAGCUUGUAUAAUAGAUAUUUCCAUGGUUUCAGUGUGCCAUACAAUUAUGUCCUAGUCUCUCCAAAUCCACUUGGUAAAAUACUUGAAAUGGUAUUCAUUUGAUUUUAUAAUAUUAAUGAUUCACUCAA